Messenger RNA from Diaporthe batatas, 1863 nucleotides. RefSeq lists its product as uncharacterized. NCBI's taxonomy places the organism in Eukaryota, Fungi, Ascomycota, Sordariomycetes, Diaporthales, Diaporthaceae. Gene Ontology annotation, biological process: protein polyubiquitination. The record is from RefSeq and is a predicted model, not a curated record. Gene Ontology annotation, molecular function: protein binding. The transcript is spliced from 5 exons. Bases 1 to 1863 code for a protein of 620 amino acids.
AUGCAGUCCGAGGAGUCUGGCGAGUCCAAGGGGCUUGCAGACCUCCCCAAUGAGAUCCUGUUCCAAAUCAUAUCAUUUCUCGAGCCGUCCCAGAGCACAAGCCUGCAGCUUGUCUCAAAGAAACUCCUGGAGAUAUGCCGAGACAACACAUUCUGGCGCUCACAGUGCUUCGAGAACUCCACCUUCCUUGAAUCCUUGUGCCGGCGCCAGCGGCUUCUUGGGUGCUUUGGUGAGCCAGGCCGUUCAGCUGAUGCCCCGGGCACGGACCAGGGACCCGUUUUGGGUCGCCCUGACCCUGCCACAUCCAGAAGAAACGAGCGUCUUAGGAUAAUGGCAAAUUGGGAUCCUUCUUUCCCGGGUGAAAAUGUGAACUGGUAUGAUGAAUACAUACAGCGCAAUGCACCUAUUAACGUCAACUGGCUGCAACAGCCGGUCUUAAGGGACGGGGUAGAGAGCACUUGUAUCGAGACACGAGGCAUUGCUCUCUAUACCCCCGAGAAUGCCCAGCAAGACCAUCAGGGACUAGAAACGGUCCUUGCCGUGUCGCCCCUGGACGACGGGUCUGUCUGCGUGUGGGAUGUCACAGGGACGAAAGGCCGCAAGGGCGCCAUCUGCGCUCGCAGCAGGCCAGGCAUUCUUUACAUCGACGGUCCUUCUGCAGAUAACAGUAGCCGAUCCAAGAGGAUUGAUUCUGGUGUCACUGAGUGUGUCAGCGUCGACAGUAGACAGCACCUUGCUUUUUUCGCCGUUCAGAACCACCUGAUCGAGGUGGAUUUGCGCAGGCUCACUGUGGUGGGGUGCGAGUCGUUCCCGUGGUCCAUCACCGCUCUGUCUACCACAGAUGCGGGUGUUCCUCUAACAGUUGGAACCAACAAUGGUAUUCAUCCAUAUGACCACAGGUACAGGGCAGCACGGCAGAGCGACAGUUCAGAGAGGGUCGACGACACCGAUGGGCUCCGAGCACUUGAUGUCUAUACCAGAAGCCUAAAGGCACUGUUUGACAACAAUCCACUGCCCCCAUAUGCCCCACUGUCUCACCCUGGACCACUUAGCAUUCUUCACAUGCAGCGACCUGGAGCAGAAGCAGAUCGGUUCCCCAGUAUUCUUUCAUAUGACAGACGGAUGUUCCCGUCUAUCAAAGGCAGCCUCCACUCGGGCGCCCGGCUAUCUAGCUUGGCAUCAUUACCAGUCCCGUUCUCAACGGUGGACAACGAGCUACGCCGCGAGGGCUUGUUGUCGCCUCAGCAGAUUGAAACAUCCAAGACAACACCGCCCGGCGGCCGCACGCUGAUUGCAUGUGGCGAGUACAAUACAAAAGGCUCGUUGGAGAUGUAUGGGCUGCAGCCUCCUUCGCAAUCGUCAACCUCUGUGCCGGGUGGCUUGUCGAACUCGGUCUUCAAAAACCGCCAGUCGUCCUCCGACUCAAAGCUUCUUUCGUGCGUGAACCAAGGCACGCGCCUAGUUUGUUCGGACGGCUCAGGGCGGCUCAAGUGGUUUGAAAGAGACGGCUUCACGGAAGUUCGCCGGGUCAAGAUCGGCCACUGUGAGCGUGCGCAGGGGCCUUCUCUAUUUGCAAACAUGCCAGGGUCCGAUGACAUCGCGAGAAAACUGCUCGCGACUCAGGGCGGAAAGAGCGGCGUCAAUGGAAAUGAGCUGCUGUUCUGGACCGGCGAAAACCUCGGACUGGUUGCCUUCAAAUCCUCCCCAGCCUUCACGGCUGAGGAUUUUGAGGAAGAAGCAAGGUCAGCUGCAGAGUUAGAGAAGGAGAAAGAGGAAAGGAUCUACAGCGAAAAGAUGCGUCAGGCUCUCCUGAAGCAAGCGGACGAUGUACGAUUCGUCAGGAACCUGGGGCUUAGGGCCUAG